Anopheles funestus (African malaria mosquito) is the source of this 6727-nucleotide messenger RNA. It is a transcript of the gene Flo2, whose product is annotated as flotillin-2. Gene Ontology annotation, cellular component: plasma membrane. Gene Ontology annotation, biological process: regulation of myoblast differentiation; protein localization to plasma membrane. Bases 887 to 2194 code for a protein of 435 amino acids. The transcript is spliced from 7 exons. NCBI's taxonomy places the organism in Eukaryota, Metazoa, Arthropoda, Insecta, Diptera, Culicidae. The record is from RefSeq and is a predicted model, not a curated record.
UAUCACCGACAUAAGCACUGUAUAUUGUGCGGUGUUUUAAAUUAAAAAAAAAUCUUAAAUGAAAAAAGAACAGGGCGCCCGCUUUAAUGCUUUCGAUGUACCGCCCGUGCUGCCCACUCUGUGUAUGUGUGUGUGUGCGUGCGUGUGGAAUAGAAUACCAAACAAGAGACGAGGGUGCGUUUAUGGUGCGCGCUGCUGUUUGAAUGUGUUGGAGAUCGGCGAGUUUGCAUGCCGGUGUGAGUGUGUUGUGUUCUGUGCCUCUACUUGUAUGGGUGAAAUUUUCCCGCGCGUCCCCCCACAACAUGAAAAGCGGAAAAGUAUGUUCUUCGUUCGGGUAGUGGAUAAAGAGCGAUAGGCACGCACAGGAGAAAAAAAAACUGCGGAAAAACUUGGCGGCUGCGUUAGUGUAGCGUGUGUGGCUUGGUCAACGGUUGAGUCGGUAGGAAAAACUGGACGACAAACGGUGUCUUAUUCUGCUCCGCACACACGCUUUGAUGAGGAAAAGUUUAGACACGGCAUAAAGUCGGUGCUUAAUUUUCUUUUCCCACUGGGUUUAGUGCAUCAAGGGUAUCCCGGCGGGCCGAUGGUUGCUUUGAUUCGUGAAUGUCCUUUAGUGUGAAGCGCGCGCGAGAGAGCGAGAAAGUGAAAAUUAGUGCGCGAGUGUGUGUGUGCGUUUGUGUUAGUAGAUGAGUUGUGUUUAACACGUGCGUUAUUGAUGGUGUGUGUGUGUUUUUACUAGUAAAUUCACUGAAAUCAGCAGCAGCAUAGCAAGAAGACAUCGUUAGUGUCACAAAAUUGGAAAAUCCGUGAACCAAAAAUCCUUUUGUAGCGGGUAGUACAAACAGCCAAUUUUCUACCAGCGUAGCUAUCGGAAAAAACAGCAACCAUGGGAAACAUACACACCGUUGGACCUAACGAGGCCCUCAUCGUAUCAGGCGGUUGCUGUGGCUCCACGAAAAAGCGUACCAUUGUAGGUGGUUGGGCAUGGGCCUGGUGGUUAGUGACGGACGUACAGCGGCUCUCGCUCGAGGUGAUGACCCUCAAUCCGAUGUGCGAAAUGGUCGAAACGGCUCAGGGUGUCCCAUUGACCGUGACCGGUGUAGCACAGUGCAAAAUCAUGAAGAUGAUGAACGUCUAUUAUUUUCACCAUCAGGCCGACGAGCUGCUUGGUACGGCGAGCGAACAAUUUUUGGGCAAAUCUGUGAAGGAGAUCAAGAUGACAAUCCUGCAAACGCUCGAAGGUCACUUGCGAGCCAUUCUCGGAACGCUUACAGUCGAGGAGGUGUACAAAGACCGCGACCAGUUCGCGGCACUGGUGCGCGAGGUCGCGGCCCCUGACGUCGGCAGGAUGGGCAUCGAGAUAUUGUCCUUUACGAUCAAGGACGUGUACGACGAUGUCCAGUAUCUGCAGUCGCUCGGUAAGGCACAGACGGCGAGCGUCAAGCGCGACGCCGAUGCGGGUGUCGCCGAAGCUAAUCGUGACGCGGGUAUUCGGGAAGCGGAGUGCGAAAAGAGCGCAAUGGACGUGAAGUACUCAACCGACACGAAGAUCGAGGACAAUGCGCGCAUGUACAAGCUGCAGAAGGCAAACUUUGAUCAGGAAAUCAACACUGCGAAAGCUGAAUCGCAGCUCGCUUACGAACUGCAGGCAGCCAAGAUUCGUCAGCGCAUCCGUAACGAGGAAAUUCAGAUCGAUAUCGUCGAGCGCCGCAAGCAGAUCGAGAUCGAAACUCAGGAAAUCAAUCGAAAGGAGUGCGAACUGUCCGCCACGGUAAAGCUGCCAGCCGAGGCAGAGAGCUACCGCGUGCAAACGAUCGCCGAGGGUAAGCGCACGCAAACGGUCGAAACUGCCCGUGCGGAGGCAGAGCGCAUCAAGAAGAUCGGAUCGGCGGAAGCGUACGCCAUCGAACAGGUCGGAAAGGCGGAAGCGGAGCGGAUGCGCAUGAAGGCGAACGUGUACAAGAUGUACGGUGAUGCGGCCAUCAUGAAUAUCGUGCUUGAAUCACUGCCUAAGAUUGCGGCGGAAGUUGCGGCUCCGUUGGCAAAGACCGAAGAGAUCGUACUGAUCGGUGGUAACGAUCAAACGACGGGCGAUGUAACGCGUCUCGUUGGACAGCUGCCUCCAGCCAUCAAUGCCCUAACCGGAGUCGAUCUAUCGAAGGUGCUGGGAAAGAUACCCGGUGCAAAGGCAUAAUCAGCCCUUGACGGUGCUUCUUCGUAAUGUGUGAAGCCAUAUAAUAACGGACAUGCAGAUCUACGGACAACCACAGUUCAUCCUAGCGAACUUACACACUCUCAAUCAAACAGAGACCAGACGACCAGUUAGGAAGGGCGGAAGUAAAACGAACGAACUUUUUGAUUUCGGUACCGUACACAAAAUCGACCAGCCAAAACUAUUACUGUAAUCGAUCGAUAUUUCAAAUGAUAUUCUUAUCAAACAGGCACUAUUUUGCUACAUAAUUACUUUCUUAGUUCUGCUUCAUGGUUAUGGGUUAUUCGUUUUUCUUUGCGUUAAUUGUUAUUUAGUUAGCAGUGGACGAAGCCACUGUGGAACGCUUAGUUGUUGCGUUCGUUAAUCUUUACUUUUACGGCAAGUGGAAAAUAAUGUCAUUCUUCAUAGGACAAUGAUUAAUUGGCAUUUUGUGCAGCUUUUUGUACACCUAAAUGUUUAUUUUACAGAAUACUUACAUGUACAUAUGUGCAAUUGACAAAAGGUGGUUUCUUCUUUGUUGCGCUACAACCUCGGAGUUGUUGGCCUGCCAUUUCAGACUUCCUUGAUUUUAGUUACCUGAAUAUUCAGUUUUGCUGUUUUAUUACUAUUCCAUUAAAUCAGAAAGUAAUGCAUUGCUCCAACAGCCUUACUUAUCUCAAAUCACAUCCCUAGAUUAUCUUUAAUUACUGUUAAAUUAGUGGCAUUAUUUUCCAUUUUCCUAUUAUUGUUUCAUGUUUACUCAAGUUUAAAGUAAGUUUUUUUCUAUUACAUUCUGUAUAAGCUGCUAGCUAUAUUAGCAGUUACUUCAUAUAUCAAACUAUUGUUUUUGAUUUUCUUAGGAUAUGGGUUUCUUAUUAGCUAUAUGUUACACAUCACAUUUAUUGUAUUGUAUUACACUAACACGAAAGAUUUCCAUAGCAUCGAUUUAUAACACUUCGCAUUAUGAUCGUUCCACGUUGAAGAAAUUGUUCAGCCAGAAACGUUGUUAACAGCAAAAAAAAUAACAUUUCCUUCGUUAACUACUUAACCUAAUCUCACUUUAAUGCUUUUAUAUGUUCGAAAAAAUCUAAAAAAAAUAACCGAAAACACCAAAGCAAAGCAUUAUCUCCUUAUAACGAUCGAGGAAACACGUCAAUGAAACACGGGAAAAUGUCCUAAACCAACCACGAACAUCGCGAAGCAAAUUGGCAAUGCAACGGUUCGAAUACAUACGAAAAAAAAAACAAUAUGAGUUUUAGAUCUAAUUCUGAUGAUUAGUCGGACGUCAGGCAAAUGAAAAAGCAAAAACGUUUAGUACCAUUUAAAAUCACUUACGAGUGACCUUUUUAGGCGAAUUCAUUUUAAUUUUCUAGCUACAUUUUUAUAAAACGAUUUACGCGUAAAAUGGGUCAACGCCACUAAGAAAUAUCGACGCUGCACGGAACAAUAUUGUUUCUAAAUUGUACUCACUGUAGGACGCUUUUUUUCUUUCCUGUUUCCGGGUCAUGCUGUAGCGAACGCCUUCAUUUAGAGAUCAGUGCAACCGGUACAAUGUAACGCUCUAUGGCCGUAUUUAUCUUACUUAUCAAACUAAAACCAUUCAAACUGCUGUCCAAACCGGUUGCCUAUCAAUUUCUCAGUUGCUUUAAACGGUACCGGUAAAACAAUGAAUAGAGAUAAAAACAUAUUUACCAGGGCGAAUCGAUACUAAUACCCUGUAAAAGAAGAAGAACAAAAAAAACAACCCUACUUUCGUCCAGUGGUGGUAAACAGGAACAAAAGUACACGAAACACUACUUACAUCUGUAUAAAUCCAUUUUAUCCCAUGCAAGUAGCAAACGAAACACACCACAACCGAAAACAAACAAAAAACAAACCUCGAUCUAGACAAUGUAUAAUAUAUGAAAGGAAACAAAACCCCAAGGUAAAACAUUUUUCUUCUUCCACCCUUCGCAACAUUACAUCUAACGCGCUUCGUAAGAUUCCUAGCUCUUAAAGUCAAAAUUAUAUAGCGAUCCUUUGAGAAAAUUCGAAAAUCGCAAACACAAAUCGUACAUCCUUGCUGCCUGUUUCGCUUGAUUCAAUUUCUUCCUUUCUAGAAAAAAAAACAAAAGAACCCCGAUUAAGAACUAGUGGAACAAACUCACGUAACAAAGCGAAAACAAAAACAUUAGUAACAGAAGUAGCGAAGACAGAUGCGUAAAUAGGUUCUAUCGAAAACGUGUAGUAAAAGAAACUUGAAGCACUUGAAAACUUUAACAACAAACAACACAGACAAAGAGAAGAUAUUGUGUAUUGCAAAACAGGAAACAAAAAGUAGCAGCUAACAGUAGAAGAAAACACAAAAGAAGAAGAUGAAGUAACAAAGAGAAAACAAAACUUACACAGAAAAAGAAAAUCAGAAAAAGUGUAUAUUUUUUAUACUCCUUAUAUAAAGACGUGUUUAUUGAGUGAAGAAGACAAAGGGGUGAACAAAAACCGAGCUGGAAGCCAAUACAACAGACAAAAAGUAAAUAGCAAAACAAACAAUAAUAUAACAACAGCAAAAAACGCAAAAUUACACAAACGUGUAGGAUGAUUUGGGAUAGAACAUGAUAGAAAUGAUCGAUGUAGUUUGAUGAAUGGACGUACGACGUACUACACACACAAACAUAAACACAUACACAUUCAUCAUACAGUGCUUGACAAAGUAAAGUAAUGUAACAGAAGAAAGUAGCCAACAAUUACGAAAACAAACGAUAUAGCGUGUGCCGCUAGAAGUAAUUACAAAAUACGAACGUAUUCGUAUGGAAUGACGAAAUCGGCACACAGCUACAACCACAACAUCGCGAUGGAAGUUUGUUCUAUGAACGUUUUGUUUCCUUAUUUUGCACUAAAGGGCAAAAUUUUCUGUGCCGAAAUAUUUUGUACAACGAGUCACAUCCGAGAAAAGUGUGUACUCUUACGAUUGCAUUUACUGAGCCAAUAGCCAAAGCUCAAUAGGAUAUCUCAAUAGAAUAUUGUGUUCUCUCCUAAAAUUUUGUUUCACCUCUUAGUCAGAUUUCAUUUGCUAAGUAAUAAUGCGUAAAACGAAAACAUGAAACGAAAGUGCUUGUGUAAAAACCGAAAACAGUAAGCGAGAGCGCAAACGGCACCAGAGCAAACGUUAAAAAAAUGUUACCACAAAAAUAAAUGAAAAUAACAACAUAACAUGCAAACAAGAAAGGAAAAAGCGAACAUGCGUUCCCUUAAACACAAACAAAUAAGCAAACCAUUUGCGGUUCGAAAAACGUAAGAAGAGUAACAUCGUAAAAGUAGAUAAAUAUAGCAAAAAAAAAACAAAAGGACAACAUUAUGAACCACGUUCAAUGGGGGUUUGUGUAACAACAGCAACAAACAAAAAAUAGAAAAUCGAAAAAAAGCAUACUAAACAAACAAUGUUCUAACACAGUUUAUAUUACUUUUCACGCAAAAAUUAAUUGUAAUCUAGCACAUUAAGGGCACGCGAACCAAAAGGAAACAGAACAGAACAGAACAGGACCGAGUGUUGUUACUGAGCGUAAUUUAAAAAACAUUACAAGAGCAGAUCACUAGCGCGCACCGCCACCUCCUGUAUUCGCUCGUGUACUUGUGUACUCGUCAAAUCGUUUAUAUGUGUGUGAGCUGUCUAUUGUCUCGUUUGAUAAUUGAUCGUUUGUUUCUGCGUGUACGCAUGAUUGCUAUAAACAUUUAACUCUAAAUCACGUUACAAACACCCAAAACCGAUCGAACGAACUUAGCAGUUUCUUCCGUCUUUAAAACAUCCUGUUCUGCUGUGUCCCGUUUUUCAAGCAUACACACCGAACAGCGGCUAAUGAUCAUAACGCCCCUAAUAUAAGGGUCGCGCGAUUGUUUGUCCUUUCUUUCAUAUAAUAAAAUUGGUGACAACAUUUGGUAACAAAAAAUGUAUUGCACACACACAUACACUCACACAUACAACGUAAAUGCCUUUCAAUAGGUUAACAAAACCGAGAAUGAAAAGAAAAAGCACGAAAACAAAACGUCGUCAAGACGAGCAGGUCACACGUGCGUGCGUACAAAGUAAAGGAAAAAAAACCCCAAAAUUAUUCCCUACACAACAGCUAAACAACACUAUCUCUCUCCCUCUCUAUCGUUAGGCUAGAAGAAUGCUCCGUCUCAUUAGAAAUCUCGAACUAGUGUCAUGUAAUUAAUGCUUCGAGACAAAGGCGGCGUUAAUGUGUAUGCGCCUGUUCUGCGAUCGGCCACCACCAUACCCCUCCCAUAUGUACGUACCCUCUCUUGACGGUGACAGUUUGUUGAAUCAUACUAAUUUAAGCUGUGCGUGGAAUGCAUGAGAAGGUCCGUAAGGCAAUCGGUUUAUCGGCCAGUAAUGUAAAACCGCGAAACACUAUCGAACCGCCGGUCAGCCUGCCGGUGUGCAACAACCACGAACCAACAACAAACCACAGCCACACCAUUAGCCGACAACGCGUGUAUAUGAUGAUGAUGAUGUUUCUGAUUUCAAUAAAGUAUAACUGAAGCGAUCAAUAAAUGUAA